Molecule: messenger RNA, 3146 nt
Organism: Tupaia belangeri chinensis (Chinese tree shrew)
Lineage: Eukaryota; Metazoa; Chordata; Mammalia; Scandentia; Tupaiidae
Gene: RNPC3
Product: RNA binding region (RNP1, RRM) containing 3
Exons: 15
Coding region: 86-1642 (518 amino acids)
Biological process (GO): mRNA splicing, via spliceosome
Cellular component (GO): U12-type spliceosomal complex
Molecular function (GO): protein binding; U12 snRNA binding; pre-mRNA intronic binding
Source: RefSeq, a predicted model, not a curated record
GAGAAAAGUACUCGUUUAUUUUAGCUUCUGUUGAUGCUGUAGUUUUGACGGAGGCUUCGUCCCUGUUGCUGUUUUUCCAAGGAAGAUGGCGGCUCCCGAGCAACCGCUGCCGAUCUCGAGAGGAUGCCCGAGCUCCACUUCGCUUUCCCAGCUGCGGGGCGACAGAACCCUUUUGGUGAGGCACCUGCCAGCGGAGCUGACCGCCGAGGAGAAGGAAGACUUGCUGAAGUACUUCGGCGCGCAGUCGGUGCGCGUCCUGUCAGACAAGGGACGACUGAAACAUACAGCUUUUGCUACUUUCCCUAAUGAAAAAGCAGCUAUAAAGGCAUUGACAAGACUCCAUCAGCUGAAACUUUUAGGCCAUACUUUGGUUGUUGAAUUUGCAAAAGAGCAAGAUCAAGUUCACUCUCCAUGUUCCACUUCAAGCAAUGAAAAAAAGAAAAGGUCUGAGGAACCUGUGGAAGACGAUAAAGAAAAGAAAGAGCUUGGUUGUUUAACAAUAGAAAAUGGAAUUGCACCAAACCAUGGACUGACUUUUCCUCUAAAUUCAUGCCUCAAGUAUAUGUACCCACCACCUUCAAGCACAAUCCUAGCAAACAUAGUAAAUGCUUUGGCAAGUGUGCCCAAAUUCUAUGUUCAGGUGCUUCAUCUCAUGAAUAAAAUGAACUUGCCCACACCUUUUGGACCAAUUACUGCACGACCUCCCAUGUAUGAAGAUUAUAUGCUAUUGCAUGCACCUCUUCCACCCACAUCUCCUCAGCCACCUGAGGAACCACCUUUGCCAGAAGAAGAUGAGGAAUUAUCCAGUAAAGAAUCUGAAUAUGAAAGCAGUGAUGAUGAGGACCGACAGAGAAUGACCAAACUAAUGGAACUAGCAAAUCUUCAGCCCAAAAGACCAAAAACAAUAAAGCAGCGCCAUGUGAGAAAAAAACAAAAAAUAAAGGAUAUGUUGAAUACACCAACAUCUGCGUCACACAGCAAUUCACAUCCUGUGCUAUUACCUUCGGAUGUUUUUGACCAACCACAACCUGUAGGUAAUAAAAAAAUUGAAUUCCAUAUAUCCACCAACAUGCCAGCGGCGUUUAAGAAAGAUUUAAAGAAGGAACAAAAUUCUGAGGAAAAAAAUUGUGAUUUACCUGCUACUGAAGUUGAUGCAUCUAAUAUAGGAUUUGGAAAAAUCUACCCAAAACCUAAUAUGAACAUCACAGAGGAGAUUAAAGAAGACUCUGAUGAAAUGCCAUCAGAAUGUAUUUCUAGAAGAGAGUUGGAAAAGGGCAGAAUUUCUAGAGAAGAAAUGGAAACACUUUCAGUUUUCAGAAGUUAUGAACCUGGUGAACCAAACUGUAGAAUUUAUGUAAAGAAUUUAGCUAGACAUGUUCAAGAAAAGGACCUUAAAUAUAUUUUUGGGAGAUAUGUUGAUUUUACAUCAGAAGCACAGCGGAUAAUGUUUGAUAUACGCUUGAUGAAAGAAGGUCGCAUGAAAGGACAAGCUUUCAUUGGACUUCCAAAUGAAAAAGCUGCUGCAAAAGCCUUAAAAGAAGCUAAUGGAUAUGUUCUUUUUGGAAGACCUAUGGUGGUUCAGUUUGCUCGGUCUGCUAGACCAAAACAAGAUUCUAAAGAAGGAAAAAGAGUUAAAAAUUAGUAAAGAAGCAUUCCUGAAAAACGUAAAUACUGCUGUAUUACUGUCAUGCAAAGCGUAUCCUUUCUUGUUGUAUCCUUUUUGGGGCAGUGUUUUUUUGUUUUUCUCCCCCUCCCCCUGAAAUGUUUUGUCCCUCCUCUACCCAUUAUUCAGAUUAAGCAACACUUUUUUAUACUUUAUUCAAAUGACAUAUUUUCUAAAAUUAUUUGUGUAGAUGGAACAAAUUUUUUAUGUGCUUUUUAGAUUUGUUGUUGAAUUUUCUGUGCUGUCCUUUUAGGUUAUAUGAUUUUUCUAAGGAAAGUUAGUGAAUCAGGUCAAUUUAUGUACUUGGAGAAUGUGUAUGUUUGCUUUAACACAGAAUGUGGUCUUGGCAUUUGUGUCGUUCCUAAACUUAAUUCUGUAAUAUGAUUUCUGUUUUAUGAUAUAUCUGGUUUAGGUGUCAUUUGUGUUAUAAAAUUUGAUUGGGGAAAUGAGUUUUUUAUAAAAGCACAUACAUUAAAAAUUAAAAUAACUGGAUUUCUAUGUAAGAGAAGAAGACCUCAUCUGAGGUCUUACUAUUAAAAUCUCCUUUGACAUAGAUAUGAAGUAGAAGUACCUUCCUUUUUUUUUUCCUUUUCUAAACAGAAAAGAUUAAAAAAAGAGAGAGAUAAACAAAUAAUAACAUAGGAGAGAAGCUAUCAUGUUGACUCAGGAGAGCACAUUAAGUGAAAAGAAACUAUCCUGAUUAAUGUAGAAAAGUGCUUCAGAAAGUUCAUAGAAAAGUUGAAUUAAAGAGGUUUUUUGGUGCAAAAAAUUUGAGAUCCACAUGUAAUUUUUUAUAAUACACAUUUUUCAUCAGCUUUUUGAGCUUCCCUUGUAUAAGGAUAGUGGGUUCUAUGGGCCAGCUCAUGGUCUGGUGGAUAAGGCAGCUGAAUCUCAUAUGCCAAUGGUACAGUUGGAAUCCCAGCCACCACAGCCUAGGAAAACACAUCAGACUUGUGUGUGUGCCCAGAAUCCUGACAAGUAGAGAAAAAAAUAAGAAGGCAUUGCUGUGUGACCAUGCCCAUUUGAGGAUAUUAUCUCCCUCUCUCUCUCUGCCUCUCUGUCUCUGGCAAACUCACAUGCUCUCUGGCAAAUUAAAAUAAAUAAGAAAAGUGAGUCCCAGACUGUUAACCAAAAUCACCCAAAACAAUGGUUUUUAAAUCCUAACCACUCAUUGGAAUGCUGUGGGAACUUUUAAAAAACACUUAGUCAAAAACAAAUCUUAAAAAAUAUAUUGAUGCUUAGUUUUCUCCAACAGAAUUUCAGUUUAAUUAGUUUGGAAUGCAGCAUGAAUGUUAGAAUUUUUCAAACUUCUCAAAGUGAUUGUAAUGUGCAACCAAGUAGAGAACCACUAACAAGUGUUUUUAUGUAUAAAGAUUCUUAGACUCUCACCCAGAACCAAGAAAUCAGAAUCUGUGAGAAUUGAGUAUAAUAACCUAAUUUAGAAAAGAUUUUGUUAAGACUGACCAGUUUGGAUGCUACUUUA